This is a messenger RNA of Pezoporus flaviventris, 2099 nucleotides long. RefSeq names its product methionyl aminopeptidase 1 (gene METAP1). Gene Ontology annotation, molecular function: metalloaminopeptidase activity. The record is from RefSeq and is a predicted model, not a curated record. The transcript has 11 exons. Gene Ontology annotation, biological process: proteolysis. NCBI's taxonomy places the organism in Eukaryota, Metazoa, Chordata, Aves, Psittaciformes, Psittacidae. Bases 93 to 1250 code for a protein of 385 amino acids.
UCUUGCCGCCCGCCCGCCCCAGCCGGCGGCACCUCCGGGCGGCGGCUCCUCCCCCGCCGCUCGCCGCGCCGCGCCUGUGGCAGCCCGGCAGCAUGGCGGCGGUGGAGACCCGUGUUUGCGAGACGGCUGGCUGCAGCAGCGAGGCCAAGCUGCAGUGCCCUACCUGCCUCAAGCUGGGCAUCCAGGGCUCCUACUUCUGCUCUCAGGAAUGCUUUAAGGGAAGCUGGGCUACUCACAAGUUAUUACACAAGAAAGCAAAAGAUGAAAAGGCGAAGCGUGAAGUUUCCUCGUGGACCCUGGAAGGUGAUGUUAACACAAAUCCCUGGUCUGGUUAUCGAUACACUGGUAAACUCAGGCCACAUUAUCCACUGACGCCAACGAGACCUGUGCCAAGUUAUAUUCAGAGACCGGAUUAUGCUGAUCACCCACUAGGAAUGUCUGAAUCAGAACAGGCUUUAAAAGGAACCUCUCAAAUAAAAAUACUCACAUCUGAGGAUAUAGAAGGGAUGCGAGUAGUGUGUAGGCUUGCUAGAGAAGUAUUGGAUGUUGCUGCCAUGAUGGUGAAAGCAGGAGUAACUACUGAAGAAAUUGAUCAUGCUGUCCAUUUAGCUUGUAUCGCAAGGAAUUGCUAUCCUUCCCCUCUGAAUUAUUAUAAUUUCCCAAAGUCGUGUUGUACGUCAGUGAACGAAGUGAUCUGUCAUGGAAUUCCUGACAGGAGGCCAUUGCAGGAGGGAGAUAUAGUUAAUGUGGAUAUUACUGUCUAUCGUAAUGGCUACCAUGGAGAUCUGAACGAGACAUUUUAUGUUGGAGAAGUUGAUGAGGGUGCAAGGAGGCUUGUCCAAACAACUUACGAGUGCCUAAUGCAGGCCAUUGAUGCAGUGAAACCUGGUGUUCGGUACAGAGAACUAGGAAACAUUAUUCAGAAACAUGCUCAAGCAAAUGGAUUUUCAGUGGUUCGGAGCUACUGUGGGCAUGGAAUCCAUAAACUUUUCCAUACGGCUCCUAACGUGCCACAUUAUGCCAAAAAUAAGGCCGUUGGAGUCAUGAAGCCAGGUCAUGUAUUUACAAUUGAGCCAAUGAUCUGUGAAGGUGGUUGGCAAGAUGAGACAUGGCCUGAUGGCUGGACUGCAGUGACAAGGGAUGGAAAGCGCUCCGCCCAGUUUGAACACACACUCCUGGUCACCGAUACAGGCUGUGAGAUCCUGACACGGCGGCUGGAUAGUAUUUGUCCCCAUUUCAUGUCCCAGUGAGAGUUUAGACUGAGCAGGUGGAGCUGAAUGAUCCUUUUUUUCUUUAUUUUUGUGUCCCUGUACUAUGCAUUUUUUUAAGAGUACAGAAUAGAGAUUUCAGCAUUUACUUUGUUCUCAGUGAUUAAGAUAAGAGGAAUAUCUUGAAGAACCUGAGGAAAGCAGAGAAGAAUUUAAGGAAUUUCCUGCUUUACCUACAACACUCAUGCUGUAUUUUUCUUUUUAUUUCAAUUAUCUGUUUAGCACCUUUCUUCCAAUUAGACCCACAAUUGCUUCUGUUACUGCCAUGAUAUUAGCUAGAAAAGCGUGGGUAACCUUUCCCACUGGGACUUGAUAUUUUGGGAUCCAGGUUUUUUCACCACUUCAGUGUGCCCUGUCACUCUUGGGAUGUGAGUGCCACCUGAGAUUUUAAGCAUUUCUAGUUCCAAAGACUUGCUCCUGCUUCUGGAGGUACUGUUCUAAUGGGCUGGACUUUGUUUAUCACUUGAGAAAGGGGCAGAAGGGAAAGACACAUGCAUGUUGCCAAGAAUAGGCUACCCUUCUGUUCCCAUCUCCCUUGUGAUGGCCUCUGUGGUGACUGCAACUUAGGUGACACAGUUAAUGGCAGGACUUGUUUCUCUUUCUGGAGAGUUGAUAGUAUGGGCUUUCUACAGGGAAAAAUAAUAAAUUCUGUCUUAUCUGCAGCUCCCUGGAAUAAGCUGCUUCUUGGCAAAGCAGUAUUUCCAGGCAGUCUCCCGCUCCAAAAGCUCAGUGAAGCUGAUGUGUCAGACUUGCCUAGGUAAAGGAAUGAAACAAGUACCAAAAAGAUCCCAAGAUUCUUGGGAUCCCCAAGCGUGUGAACUGUGGGACAUA